Eublepharis macularius is the source of this 3377-nucleotide messenger RNA. Its product is annotated as zinc finger protein 397-like. Lineage: Eukaryota; Metazoa; Chordata; Lepidosauria; Squamata; Eublepharidae. The record is from RefSeq and is a predicted model, not a curated record. The transcript is spliced from 5 exons. Gene Ontology annotation, biological process: negative regulation of transcription by RNA polymerase II; regulation of immune system process; regulation of cytokine production. Bases 214 to 2250 code for a protein of 678 amino acids.
UUCAAUUUUUAGAGAGGCUGCAAAAGGAGGAGAGAGACCCUGAAGCCCUCCAACUUCCUGUUUUGGGGCUGGGGGUUUGCUUGGAGGAGAGCGGCAGGACUGAGGCUGGAGCCGGACCGGAGCAAGCCUGGAAAGAAAGAAUCUGAGUUUUGAACACUGUAAUUCGUUUCUACAGUUUGUUGUUGGAAAAAGAUCUCAGAGCAAGUUCCCAACAUGAAAACAGAAUGGCAAGAUAUCCCAAUAGGGGAGGGACCAGCAGGGAGGGGAAUGGCUGCUCAUGACCUCCAGGCUGGGAGUAUCGGAGGAUUCCUUCAAAGGAGACCAGGAGAUCACCCAGCAGCAGAGGGCUCCCUUUCCCUAGCACAGUGGGAAGCCCAGUGGCAGGAGUUCCUCAGGACACUGGAAAGCCCUCACUCUGGAUGGGGAAGCCCUCACUUGCCAGCAAAACCUUCGCCCUGGGAUGAUGCCAAGGCUUUUCUGGCCUCCUUUGAGCAAGUGGCUGAAGCCUGUCAGUGGCCCCAGGAAGAGUGGGUGACCCGACUCCGGCCAGCCCUUAGUGGAGAAGCUGAGCAGGCCUUUAACAGUCUGGAUGUCAGAGACAGAGAGGAUUAUGGGAAGGUGAAGGCAGCCAUCUUGCGAGAGGAUGCACUGAGCCGGGAGAAGCAGCGUCAGCAGUUCAGGCGUUUCUGCUACCAGGAGGCCGAGGGCCCACGGGGGGCUUACAGCCAACUCCGGGAAAUGUGCCGUGGGUGGCUGAGAGUGGAGAAGCACAGCAAGGAGCAGAUCCUGGAGCUCUUGAUCCUGGAGCAGCUGCUGACUGUCCUGCCCCCAGAGAUCCGGAGCUGGGUGAGCGAAGGCGGCCCUGAGAGCUGCUCCCAGGCAGUGGCCCUGGCUGAAGAGUUCCUCUUACGGCAGGAGACGCAGGUGCCCUUGGAGGAGGCAUCUGGGAGGGGCUCCAAGGCAGGCCAGGAUCCGUCUGAGAUUGAGCAGAGGCAGCUCACGCUGGGGCUCAAGGAAGAGGAGGAUGGAGAAGCCAGCCCGAUAGAUGGAGAUGUAGAUGAGACGGUUGAGGAAUCCCCGAGGUUCUCAUUGAAUAAGGGCAAGAACGAAGAGUCUAAUGGAAACUUCAGGAUUCGAACUCGGCCACGAAGGCAGGAGGGAAGCCAUAAGGAGAAGAUGAGGAAUAAGCCCAUUCCUUGCCAAGGAGGAGGAUUCCAUGAAAUCCCAGUCCGAGCAGAAAGAUCACCCCAAAAAAGAAGGAAGGAAAGGCACGAAAAUGCAAGUAUGGCAUCUGGAACAACCUUCAUUCACAGCAUGAAUGUUAUCUCCCAUCUAGACGUUCCCUCAGGAGAGAAACCAUAUAGCUGCUUGGAGUGUGGAAAAGGCUUCAGUCGGAGAUCAGUCCUUGCUUCACAUCAGAGAAUUCACUCGGCAGGGGAUGAUCAGGAGAACGAGGACGACGAGGAUUGGCUUGAGUCAUACCAAUAUAAAGCAAAGAAUGAAGAGCUGGAAGGAAACGUCCGGAAUCGAGGUGGACCCAAGAGGCAAGAGGGAAGCCACACAACAGAGAAGAGGGAUAAACAUUUUACUUGCAAAAGAGAGGAUUUCUGUGAAGAAUGUCACAUUUUGGAGGAAACAUACAAGUGCUUGAAGUGUGGAAUGAACUUCUUGGAUCAAUCUCAGUAUAAUAUUCAUUUGCGAAAGCACAAUGGAAAGAAGACCCAUAAAUGCUUGGAGUGUGGAAAGAGCUUCACCUGUAACAGAAAUCUUCAACUGCAUAAAAGAACCCACACAGGGGAGAAGCUUUUUGAAUGUUUAGUAUGUGGAAAGAGCUUCACCUGGAAGCGAAAUCUUAAACGGCAUAAAAGGACCCACACUGGGGAAAAACCAUUUGAAUGCUCAGAGUGCGGAAAGAAAUUCAGUCAGAAUGAAUAUCUUCAUCAGCAUUUAAGAACUCACACAGGGGAGAAACGUUUUAAAUGCUCAGAGUGUAGAAAGAAAUUCAGUCGGCGUUGCAAUCUUCAACAGCAUUUAAGAACUCACACAGGAGAGAAACCUUUUGAAUGCUUACAGUGUGGAAAGAACUUUAGUCAGAGUUACCAUCUUCAACAGCAUCUAAGAGGCCACACAGGGGAGAAACCUUUUGAGUGCUCAGUGUGUGGAAAGAAAUUCACUCGCAAAUUCAACCUUCUUCAACAUCAGACAAUCCACAUGAGGAGAAACCACAUAGCUGCUCAGCCGGUGGGAUGAGUUCACCUCAUAUUUCACACCUUAAAAUCAACCACAGAUUCCAAUAAACCAUAUAAGCACUUAGAGAGAGCUUGCAUCUCUACAGAAACCUUAUGGAAACUGCGGUCCAUCAGGCCCACUGCCAGCAGGCACUGGUCCACCUUGCCUUCCAAGGCCUCUUGGUCCCAGCUGCUGUCCAAGUCUCUGCCUGCCACAUGCCACCCAUCAAUUUCCUACCAACCCUUAGUGUGGUUUUCAUUCCCUCUUGCUGGUACCUGCCAUGUCCCUUUGGCCUUUUUUAGGAAUUACCCACAGAGAGGGCCAGGGCUCCCAGCUAACCUUAGUAGGCUUGCUGUUCUGAGGCUCUCCGUUGGGCCCGGGCCUUUCUAUUCAGCAACUGGUUACCACAGAGACUGCUUUGCACCUUCACACCACUGUGGGGAACAGUUUGCCAACAGAAAUUCCCUCCUCCUGGCACCUGUUUCAAAUAGUGUGUUUGAGUAGUUAAAGUCUUUGUGGUACAGAGAACAAUUACCAGUAUUUAUUAAAAAGAAAAAUGUUCACACACAUACUGUCAAGCACAGCAACAGGUUGAGUAAGGGAUUACAAAAGAAAAAAAUCAGUUUCUCUGGUCCUUGUUCUGUACAUGCCUUUACUGAUGUUAUUCUAAGGCAGGCUGUUUAAUUUAAAGGGCACAGCUGUCUAGGAACCUCCCAUUACCUUGUAGUCCUGGUUUAGGCCUGCAGCCUUCCACAUAGCAAUGGCUGCUGUCUAUGGGGGUCAGGUGAGAGAUCCUCCUAAAUUGAUGGAAUCAGUCAAAAAGAGAACUUCCCCUCAAUGGAUUUUAUUACCUCCAUUUGCCCACUCCCUGAGAGGGAAGAAGGUCAAAGAAACUUUUCCUGUAGUCCCCAGGGAAAGUCUUUCUAGCACUUCAAACCACUCAGUUUUCCUCCCUGUUAGAUGUCUUUGACCUGUCAGACUAUCAGCCCCUUAAAAAGCCUAACUGGAUGUGUCUGGAGAGCUUCCCACAUCUUCCCUGUUCUCAGCUAAGAGAGAGAAGCAUUUCAUACUGAAGAUGAAGGUUUUACCACAGUCUCAACCUCCAACGUAAAAAGUAUUUCUCAACAGUAACCAUAGAAAGCAAAAAA